AUGUUCCACAGUAGCAGCAGUGGCAGCAGUAACAGCAUCAGCAGUAGUAGCAGCAGUAACAGCAGCAGCAGCAGCAUCAGCAAGAGUAACACACGUUACAUUCACAGCAGCAGUAGUAGCAGCAGUAACAGCAGCAGCAGCAUCAGCAAGAGCAACACACGUUACAUUCACAGCAGCAGUAGUAGCAGCAGUGGCAGCAGUAACAGCAUCAGCAGUAGUAGCAGCAGCAGCAGCAUCAGCAAGAGUAACACACGUUACAUUCACAGCAGCAGCAGUAGCAGCAGUGGCAGCAGUAACAGCAUCAGCAGUAGUAGCAGCAGUAACAGCAGCAGCAGCAGCAUCAGCAAGAGUAACACACGUUACAUUCACAGCAGCAGUAGUAGCAGCAGUGGCAGCAGUAACAGCAUCAGCAGUAGUAGCAGCAGUAGCAGCAGCAGCAGCAGCAUCAGCAAGAGUAACACACGUUACAUUCACAGCAGCAGUAGUAGCAGCAGUGGCAGCAGUAACAGCAUCAGCAGUAGUAGCAGCAGCAGCAGCAGCAUCAGCAAGAGUAACACACGUUACAUUCACAGCAGCAGCAGUAGCAGCAGUAGCAGCAUCAGCAGUAGUAGCAGCAGUAACAGCAGCAGCAGCAUCAGCAAGAGUAAAACACGUUACAUUCACAGCAGUAGUAGUAGCAGCAUCAGCAGCAGUAACAGC
Molecule: messenger RNA, 699 nt
Organism: Lethenteron reissneri (Far Eastern brook lamprey)
Lineage: Eukaryota; Metazoa; Chordata; Hyperoartia; Petromyzontiformes; Petromyzontidae
Source: RefSeq, a predicted model, not a curated record